GUCGCUAACGGAAUGAGAUUAACAGUGUACUGCCGAAACAAAACCGCAACAUCACACUCUCUUAACUCAAUCUAGCUUUCGUUGCCAUUGCUGUAAUGAUCCAAUGCAAAAGAAAUUCCUCACUCAUUGCUGCAGUUUCUAGAAUCUUCCGCACACUCUACCAAUCCGCAACUCCAUCUACACCUCCAUAUUCCGACGUAUCAGACGAUACCAACAACAACAAAUGGAACAACAACAUCAUCUCACAUUACAUCAUAGACGACAAAAACCUCCUUCGUCCAAGUCUCAUCUCAAACUCCAGUCUUCACAUUCUAGACCUCAUCGACAAUGGUUCACUCGAACCGAACCGAACCAUUUACAACAACCUCUUAAAAAGAUGCACAAUGUUAGGGAAACUCAAACAAGGAAAAUUAGUGCAUACCCAUAUACUUAAUUCUCAGUUUAAGAAUGAUUUAAUCAUUCAAAAUUCGAUUUUGUUUAUGUAUGCGAAAUGUGGUAGUUUAGAAAUUGCCCGCCAAGUGUUUGAUGAAAUGCCUGUCAAAGAUAUGGUGACUUGGACUUCCAUGAUUACUGGCUAUUCGCAGAAUGAGUGUGCUAGUAGUGCACUUGUUUUGUUUCCUGAGAUGAUUCGUGAUGGGGCGAGACCGAAUGAGUUUACGUUGUCGAGUUUGGUGAAGUGUUGUGGGGUUUUAGGGAGUUAUGUUGAUGGGGAGCAAAUUCAUGGGUGUUGUUGGAAGUAUGGGUUUCAAUCAAAUGUGUUUGUGGGGAGUUCUCUUGUGGAUAUGUAUGCGAAGUGUGGAUACUUAAGGGAAGCGCAGUUGGUUUUUGAUGAGCUUGAGAGUAAGAAUGAGGUUUCUUGGAAUUCUUUGAUAUCUGGUUAUGCUAGGAAAGGUGAUGGAGAGGAGGCUUUGGCUUUAUUUGUGAAGAUGCAAAGGGAGGAUUAUGGAGCAACGGAUUUUACUUAUUCGGCUCUUUUGUGUUCUUCGUCGAGCAUGGGAUCUUUGGAGCAAGGGAAAUGGCUCCAUGCACAUAUGAUGAAAUCGGGAAGGAAGUUAGCUGGUUACGUGGGGAAUACGCUUCUUCACAUGUAUGCAAAGUCGGGGAACAUUUGGGAUGCGAAGAAGGUUUUUGAUCGGUUGGUUAAGGUUGAUGUUAUUUCUUGCAAUUCGAUGUUGAUAGGCUAUGCUCAGCAUGGGUUUGGAAAGGAAGCUGUAGACCUUUUUGAAGAGAUGAUGCUGUGGGAUGGGAUUAAACCCAAUGAUAUAACGUUCCUUUCUGUUCUUACGGCUUGUAGCCAUGCCGGACUUUUGGAUGAGGGUAAAUAUUAUUUUGAGUUGAUGAAGAAGCAUGGCCUUGAACCAAAAGUCUCGCACUACACGACGGUUGUUGAUCUUCUUGGUCGAGCUGGUCUUCUUGAUCGGGCUAAGAGUUUCAUAGAAGAAAUACCAAUUGAACCAACUGCAACUAUCUGGGGAGCUUUGCUUGGUGCGUCUAAAAUGCAUAAAAACACGGAAAUGGGUGCUUACGCUGCUCAAAAGGUUUUAGAGCUUGACCCUUCUUAUUCAGGAACACAUACAUUGCUUUCCAAUAUUUAUGCCUCUGCUGGUAAGUGGCAGGAUGUUGCAAAAGUGAGAAAGAUGAUGAAGGAUAGUAAGUUGAAGAAGGAACCGGCUUGUAGUUGGGUUGAGAUUGAGAAUUCUGUCCAUGUAUUUGUGGCAAAUGACUUUUCUCAUCCACAGAAAGACAAGGUUUAUGAAAUGUGGGAGAAUCUAAAUCAGAAAAUUAAAGAGAUUGGUUAUGUUCCUGAUACAAGUCAUGUGCAUCUCUAUGUAGAUCAACAAGAGAAGGAAUUGAAUUUGCAGUAUCAUAGUGAGAAGUUGGCUCUUGCUUUUGCACUUCUAAAUACUUCACCAGGAUCCACUAUACGCAUAAUGAAGAAUAUCAGAGUUUGUGGUGAUUGCCACUCAGCAAUAAAAUAUGUGUCUUUGGUUGUGAAGAGGGAAAUCAUUGUUAGAGACACCAAUCGGUUCCAUCAUUUCCGCAAUGGCUCAUGCUCUUGUAGGGACUACUGGUAGUGCCAAUUUGGCUCAUGCUCUUGUAGGGACUAUUAGUAGUGCCAAUUUUUAUCAACUAAUUGGUUGAUUUUGCAGAACUCUCUUCUUAUUAUGUGAUCUUACAAUAUCCAUCUGCAUGAAGGUAAAUUAAAUUAACCUCGAAGGUUUAUGUAAAUAUAAGUCAUGAUAGUGGCCACAGUUUAAGUCAACUCAAACAAAUGCAUGAGCUAUUGAGAUGUGCCUAACAUAUUUUUUUAGGCAAAAGGUCUUUUGUUAUUUUUUAGAUAUACAUAUUAUAUGUUAGAUACAUUCUUGUAUGGAAUUAUUUUAGUUUUCCUUUUCUUUUUCAGCUAUAAAUUUCCCCUAUUCUUUCAGUGUUUGUUGCCAUCUGCUGAAAUAUUGCAGAUUGCAGAUAUUAUAUAUAAAAGUCUCUUCAUUGUUUC
This is a messenger RNA of Trifolium pratense (red clover), 2497 nucleotides long. Its product is annotated as pentatricopeptide repeat-containing protein At3g24000, mitochondrial. Gene Ontology annotation, molecular function: zinc ion binding; RNA binding; protein binding. Lineage: Eukaryota; Viridiplantae; Streptophyta; Magnoliopsida; Fabales; Fabaceae. Gene Ontology annotation, biological process: RNA modification. Bases 96 to 2075 code for a protein of 659 amino acids. The transcript has a single exon. The record is from RefSeq and is a predicted model, not a curated record.